AUGGUGUACGGAAUGGGAUCUAAUUAUUACGGAUCUCUUGGUUUGGGUGACAAUCAAUAUGUCAAUGAAAUCCAAGUGAUCGACAGAUUGUGUCACAAGAAUAUCACACAAUUCUUCAAUGGAGUGGACUUUGUAUUAGCCCUCACUCAACAUAAUUGUCUUUAUGGUUGGGGUUAUAAUAAUAAGGGACAGUUAGGUAUCGCACCCAUCAGUGGAGAUGGCUCAUAUUUAGAACCGGUAGCUUUUGAUCAUAAAUACAUCGAUAAUAAGUCUAUUUAUCUAAUAAGUUGUGGUUAUUAUCACACAAUGAUACUCACGAGUGAUGGCUGUGUCUAUGGAUGGGGUCAUAAUAUGUUCGGACAGUUAAGUUGUGGACCAGAAAGUGAUAUACAAAAUGGUGAAACAUUUCGAGUGAAUUUCAACCCUAAUCACGAAAUUAAAAGCAUUUAUUGUUGUGUUUACUCUUCAUUUGCCAUCACAUCUGAGGGACAGGUGUUUAGUUGGGGUCGAAAUGAUUGGUAUAAUUUGGGACACAAUUCAUCGGAUAAUAUANCUGAGGGACAGGUGUUUAGUUGGGGUCGAAAUGAUUGGUAUAAUUUGGGACACAAUUCAUCGGAUAAUAUAUGGGAACCACAACUCAUUGCAGACUUGACUGAGUACUGUACGUACAGACAGUCAGUCAUUGACUUCACGACUAACAGUGUUAUCGAUAUUGUUUCCGAAGUGAGUCAAUACACGAGUUUGUUCCAAGAGUUGCAUUCAUUAGGUUCGGGAUCUUUUGGGGAAGUGAUGACAAUUUACGGGAAUGUUUGCAAGAAAUACAAAAAUUGA
Molecule: messenger RNA, 831 nt
Organism: Oppiella nova
Lineage: Eukaryota; Metazoa; Arthropoda; Arachnida; Sarcoptiformes; Oppiidae
Source: the annotation of a GenBank genome assembly